Messenger RNA from Paramuricea clavata, 745 nucleotides. The record is from the annotation of a GenBank genome assembly. NCBI's taxonomy places the organism in Eukaryota, Metazoa, Cnidaria, Anthozoa, Malacalcyonacea, Plexauridae.
GCAUGAAACUAAUAACCAUGGCCAGACCUACACAGAUGAUCAAGUCCUGAAACCACAUCAAAUGACUAAUCAAGAAGGAUGUGAAGAUCAUACAUACAACUACCAUAGGUCUAAGCUUACAUUUGGGCUUAUCUUGUUUGACUAUCAUGAUGCAAUUAAAGAAGGUGAUGGGGAGAGACUUUUUGAGAUCUAUAAGGUGUGUUUGUUAUUAUUCAAGGCUAACAAGAAAAGCAAAUAUGCAUAUGCUGUCUUCUUAUACCUUGUGAAGAUUGUUGCUAUCCUAUCUAAGAAAGAAGCACACAGCUUAAAAUGGAACAGAUUUUUUAAUAAGCAUGGUACGAAAGCAGGAAAUAUUCCUCUUGAUCUUAGAAUGGAACAGCUAAACAAGAUAGUGAAAACUAUGUGGAGAUCACUAGAGGCAAAUCUCAAUGAAACAUCAGCUGCCCGACUUGCAAAUACAGUUGAUGAAAUGGAACGAAUUUUGAACAGUGUAGACAAUGACUGUGGAAUUCAAUCAGCUGUUGGUUACAGAACACAAGGCAACCAAUUUGCUGCUGUACAACAAAUAACAAAAGAUUUGCUUACAAUUGGGGCAUUCACAUAUCAAGAAGGCAGACAAGGACAUCCAUCGUUUCCUAAAUUUCCACAUAGUCUACUGGGAAGUUUGAAUUUCAAAGAUUUACCCUUAUGGAUGCUGGAACUUAUUAAAACCUGGGAACGUCUGUAUGAUCUAAAUAAGACCUAA